Molecule: messenger RNA, 1189 nt
Organism: Talaromyces stipitatus ATCC 10500
Lineage: Eukaryota; Fungi; Ascomycota; Eurotiomycetes; Eurotiales; Trichocomaceae
Exons: 2
Coding region: 1-1008 (335 amino acids)
Source: RefSeq, a predicted model, not a curated record
AUGACGGACAGAAUGUCGACACCAACACUCAUCAACCUUCCCCCUCCCCCGUCGGAUCCUGUUACUCCCUCUGACAUGGGCCCAGGAACACCAAACUCCGGCACAACAUCCCUCUCCGCACUAUCAACCACAGCCAUCAAAGACGGCCAUCAAGGCCAUCCGCAUCCCUACGGCCGGCACGCACACCAAUCAUCCUCUGCAUCCGCAACAUCAACCUCAACUCUUGAAGCCGAGCGCGCCGAUCGAAUUUCACGUCUAGCUGGACUAGAACGUAUCGCGACUGCGCGUGCCGGUGGAGGAUCACAAAACGUUAUGUCUGGAAUGGGCUCAUUGACACCAACUGCUGUUUCGGGUGGCUAUUUCACUCAACAACAACAAGCGUAUACCCCCAACACCAUUGCCAGCAAUAAUAAUAAUAAUAACAGCAGUAAUAACCAACAAGGAUACUUCGAUAGUUACCCGCAGCACCUCCUCAAAGAACGAAGCACAGUCGGCAGCGCGAGUGCGACAGGCAGUAUCGGCGGACGCACAACCUGGGCUAGUGGAAGCGAUGCAUUUGAUCCUGAUAAAAUGAGUGAGGAUCGUUCCAGUAUUGGCGAUGACGACGACGUCGACGUCGACGUCGAUGAUAGAAUGAGCGAUGAAGGGAAUGCAAGUCUGGUUGGGUUUGGGGAGGGUGCGAAUAGUACGAUUAGUGGUCCGAUAUCUACUGUUAGUGCGGGACGACUACAAUCGUCGUCGUCAUCGUCGAAUCCUCGAACGUCGGUUUUUGGGAGUCCUACGGCUGGGAAUAGGGGAGUUAAUAGUAAUGUGUUUGCACAGCAACAGCAACGACAACAACAGAAUUUGUCACCGUCGCCGGCGGGGUCGAAUACGCCUGAACCAUUUGAUGAUGCGCGUAUGGUGGAUGGGAUGACCUAUGAUGCUGAUGUUGUUGAUACAACUGUUCGUACGCCGCAGCUUGUGGGUGGUUUGAAUGAUUGUGAUGAGCAGGACUCUGAACGAUAAGCCUUCUUUAUCUGGUGUUUGAUUAUCUGUUUUGUACGUUGUUGUGCCAUGUUUGAAUAGUUAUGACUCUGUCUGGGAAAUUAUGUGGCGUUAUGGGAUGAGCGAGUGGCGAGGUUUUCUGAAUUUGCCUUGGUAUUAAUCAAUUUCUCUAUACAUGAAAUAUAAAUGAAGCUGAAUAUAG